Neofelis nebulosa (Clouded leopard) is the source of this 1889-nucleotide messenger RNA. RefSeq lists its product as uncharacterized. The record is from RefSeq and is a predicted model, not a curated record. Lineage: Eukaryota; Metazoa; Chordata; Mammalia; Carnivora; Felidae. The coding region runs from base 1640 to 1759 and encodes 39 amino acids. The transcript has 2 exons.
AGGGACCCCGGCGCCGGGGCCUCCGCGAGGGGCUGGAAGGAGAGGGAGAGGCUAAUGGGCUGUAGUUUCUCUCCGCGGUCAUGUGGCUCUUUCCCUCUUGGCAUGGAAACUCCGGGUUGCUCCGACUCUGGAAGAUUUUGAUGGGUGUUUACCUUUCGGUGUUAAAGAGAGAAAAGACCUUGCCCGAUUUUAAGCCUCUUUAGUAGGAUGUGGGGGACUUGCUGUUGGAAUUUUCCUGACUAGGCCCGUGGCUGUCCCACAAGGGGGUCUGAGCCAGAAUCUUCACACAUUUAUGUGCAACCAUUUUUCACCGGGUUUCUUUCUGCUCUGAUUUCUUCUUACUACCCUGAGUAGAUAUUAGGAGAGUGAUGUUGAAGGAUUUUCCAGAGCAACCGUUUCUUUUGGAAUAUACCUUUUAAAGUCUGACUUUGACACUAACAUAGAGGGCUUUUACUUUAAAUAUAAAAGUAGUUGAAAACGUCAUUCUGCAGAAAAGAGUACUCAUUUCUACUUACAAUUAAGUAAAGAUCUGCUUUUGCUAAAGCUGGGCCAGGCUGAGAAAAUACUGCCUUGAAUUUUGCAUGCAAGUCUAGAUUUCUCCAAGGUAUUGUUUUUUUUAUUUUGGCCUGUAACACUCUUUGUAGCGAUAGAAGUUUGAUAGCUACAGUUUUCAUGUCUCAUUUUCCAGUGAGUAGGCUUUCAGGAUGUGCCCCAACAGUGAAUUGUACUCUUGCUGAAUGUACAAUUAAAAUGAGCUUGAAAUUUGUGUAGUCAACAUGUAAAUUAUUAAGAAGAAUUUGUGUCUGAACCAUAUGCUAGCUGUACUAGGAGUUAAUGUAUGCAUAAAUAUGCACAUUUGAAAUAGUUUCUGGACAAAGCGCUGUGAUUUGGUAAAGAAUCUUUAAUCCCUUCCUAUCUAUUUGAGGAUCAUUAAUUGUAAAAUACUAGGAAGUGGGUAUAGAAAUGAAAGCAUUGCUGUGAUCCUCUAUUUAAAAUGAUAUCCUGUACCACUGCCCCCUCCGUAAGAUAUAUGGCCCCCUACAGUGACCCUGCCCACUUUUUGUUUUCCUCUGUCCACUUUGCCUUGCCCUCCUCCAAAGUCAGGAGUGGGCAGCCACAUUUCUUAAUGAGAUCAGUUUCGUUUUAGAUGAUGGAGGGAUGUGUUGGAGGGUUGAUGGAGCCUGUCUGAGGAGGCAGAGGUCUCUGCUCCUUGCCAAGGGAACUCAGCAUUUAGCCAGAGAAGUGGUUUUUCUCACUGAAAUUUCUUACCUACAGUCAAUUCAUAAACGACUUGCCAGGAUAAAGAACAGGUCUUUUGGAGUUUUGUUGACUGUUCAACAUCAUCAAAGCUCUUUUUAUACUUUCAUUGUUUGUUUUAUUCGUAGCACUUUUUGAGGUUCCCAGUAAAGGUGGAAAUCAUGUCAGUCUUGAACCUUUGGAAUUAUCUUUAUCUUUUCCUUCAUUUCCUUCAGCCUCUGUAUCAAUGAGUCACCAAGACCUUUGAAAUGUGAUUUGUUCAGAUCCCUCCCUCCAUGUUGUUAUCCAGAACCUCACCCUUCCUCUCCUGCAGACUGGAGCAGUCACUUAACUGGCAGUCCAAGCAAGCCUGGCUCUUAGCAGAAGACUGAUCUUUGAAAAUAUGUAUUUGGGAGAUAGUCACGUUCUGUUGAAUACCUUGUGCUGGUGCUGCCAUCGAAAAAUCUGGUUACACUCCGGGGAGGCCUGCUGCCUCUGCAGGACUGCACCGCCUCGGCCCUGAGAUGAGUGUCCGGCCUGAGCGGGCACACCAUGAAUAGAUACACAACGAUCAAGCAACUUGGGGAUGGAACCUAUGGUUCCGUCCUACUGGGACGAAGCAUUGAGUCUGGGGAGCUGAUUGCUAUUAAAAA